CUGAACCCUGCACAAACACAAGCCAGCUGGGGGCACAGCCACCCUCCGUCCUUAUCACUUGAAAAGGAACUUUACCGGGAGGAAAGGUACACAGGGAGCACAGCUGCACGCCCCAGGGGAUUGAUCACCUCCGCGAUUUAUAAUUGAUUUCAGCUUUCACAUUAACCUGUGCGAGCAGAGUCUACGGAGAAAAAGCCGCAGCCUCGUUGGCCGGAUAUGGGAGGAUCCAAAGCACCGGCGCCGCUCCAACACCUUCCCCUGCCCUGGCCAGCCACCACGCACUAUUAAACAAGCCUGGCAAGAGGUGACUGCAGUGGGGCUGCCCAGACGGCGUGCAGGACCAUGGCGACCUACGUGCAGCUGAACACCACGGCCAAGAUGCCCCUUUUGGGACUGGGCACCUGGAAGUCCCCAGCUGGGCAAGUAACAGCUGCAGUGAUGGCUGCCAUCGAUGCUGGGUACCGCCACUUUGACUGUGCCUACGUGUACCAGAACGAGAGUGAAGUUGGGGAAGGGAUCCAGCAGAAAAUCAAGGAAGGUGUUGUGAAACGAGAAGACCUCUUCAUUGUCAGUAAGCUGUGGUGCACAUUUUACGAAAAGCCUCUGGUGAAGGGAGCCUGCCAGAAGACUCUUGCCGACCUGAAAUUGGAUUACCUGGAUCUCUACCUCAUGCACUGGCCUAUUGGGUUCAAGGCAGGAGAUGAGCUGUUUCCCAAAGAUGACAAAGGCAUGGCCAUACCUAGCAACGUUGAUAUUCUACAGACAUGGGAGGCCAUGGAAGAGCUGGUGGAUGCUGGUCUGGUAAAAGCCAUUGGAAUCUCCAACUUUAACCAUGAGCAGAUUGAAAGAAUCUUGAACAAACCAGGACUGAAGUACAAGCCUGCAAAUAACCAGGUUGAAUGUCAUCCCUACCUCACCCAGGAGAAGCUGAUCAAGUACUGUCAAUCCAAAGGGAUUGCUGUGACAGCGUACAGCCCCCUCGGCUCUCCUGACAGACCCUGGGCUAAACCAGAGGAUCCUUCCCUUCUGGAUGACCCCAAGAUCAAAGAGAUUGCAGCCAAGCACAACAAAACCCCAGCACAGGUUCUCCUUCGCUUCCAGAUCCAGAGAAAUGUGAUUGCGAUUCCCAAGUCUGUCACACCACAGCGCAUCGUGGAGAACUCCAAGGUCUUUGACUUUGAAUUGACUAAAGAAGAGAUGGCAACCAUCCUCAGCUUUAACAGAAACUGGAGGAUCUGUGCAAUGACCAUCUCCCAAACUCACAAGGACUACCCUUUCCAUGCAGAAUACUGAAGAUGCCUAUACCACAGCCUUCACUAGACCACUGGUGCCUCAUGUCCCUCUGCUCUAACUUUGAGCUGUCUAUUAUCUCGUUUUCUUACUCCAUAUGUCUUGCUGCUGCCAGUAAAGAUACUGGAUGUUUAUCCCAUGAAAUUUGUUUGAAUUCUGGUUUUGGAAGAAGGAAAGAGUAUUUUCUAUAGAACAAAACAUGGGAUGUAAUAAUUUUCUGCUUAUUAGAAGAGAGGAUGACUACUGAAGAGCCUAGGCAGAGCUGCUAAGCAGAAAACAGGGUGAGUUUGUACCACCAUGCAGUUAUUGCCUUUAGUCUUGCAUCAGCAGAAACCAGAUGUUGACAAACCACAAAAAAAACCCCAAAACUCAUGCAUCCACAGUUUCUUUAGAAGUGUCCCAUAUUUU
This is a messenger RNA of Calidris pugnax (ruff), 1698 nucleotides long. RefSeq names its product aldose reductase-like. Lineage: Eukaryota; Metazoa; Chordata; Aves; Charadriiformes; Scolopacidae. Gene Ontology annotation, cellular component: cytosol. The record is from RefSeq and is a predicted model, not a curated record. Bases 343 to 1293 code for a protein of 316 amino acids. Gene Ontology annotation, molecular function: aldose reductase (NADPH) activity. The transcript is spliced from 10 exons.